AUGAAGGUCUCACUCGCGAUCCUGACGACGCUGUGCGCGUCACUCGCCACCGCAGGCGUGGUUAUCACUCCCGUCCGUCAAAAUCAGGUCGUGCCCGCAGCACAAAAGGUCUCGGGCGACUGCUUCUUUGGUGUUGUGACGCCUCAAGGUUGCGCUCCUUUGAGAACGUGA
Messenger RNA from Colletotrichum abscissum, 171 nucleotides. RefSeq lists its product as uncharacterized. The record is from RefSeq and is a predicted model, not a curated record. Bases 1 to 171 code for a protein of 56 amino acids. The transcript has 2 exons. NCBI's taxonomy places the organism in Eukaryota, Fungi, Ascomycota, Sordariomycetes, Glomerellales, Glomerellaceae.